AUGCUAAAUGGGGAAGACUUUGUAGAGCAUAAUGAUAUCCUAUCGUCUCCGGCAAAAAGCAGGAAUGUAACCCCAAAAAGGGUUGACCCACAUGGAGAAAGACAACUGAGAAGAAUUCAUUCAUCAAAGAAGAAUUUGUUGGAAAGAAUCUCGCUUGUAGGCAACGAAAGGAAAAAUACAUCUCCAGAUCCGGCACUCAAACCUAAAACGCCAAGUAAAGCUCCCCGUAAACGUGGAAGACCAAGAAAGAUACAGGAAGAAUUAACUGAUAGGAUCAAGAAGGAUGAGAAAGAUACAAUUUCCUCUAAGAAAAAGAGGAAAUUGGACAAAGAUACAUCAGGUAAUGUCAAUGAGGAAAGCAAGACUUCUAACAACAAGCAGGUGAUGGAAAAGACGGGGAUAAAAGAGAAAAGAGAACGCGAAAAAAUACAGGUAGCGACCACAACAUAUGAAGAUAAUGUGACUCCACAAACUGAUGAUAAUUUUGUAUCAAAUUCACCCGAGCCACCAGAACCUGCAACACCAUCUAAGAAGUCUUUAACCACUAAUCAUGAUUUUACUUCGCCCCUAAAGCAAAUUAUAAUGAAUAAUUUAAAAGAAUAUAAAGACUCAACCUCCCCAGGUAAAUUAACCUUGAGUAGAAAUUUUACUCCAACCCCUGUACCGAAAAAUAAAAAGCUCUACCAAACUUCGGAAACCAAGUCAGCAAGCUCGUUUUUGGAUACUUUUGAAGGAUAUUUCGACCAAAGAAAAAUUGUCAGAACUAAUGCGAAGUCAAGGCACACCAUGUCAAUGGCACCUGACGUUACCAGAGAAGAGUUUUCCCUAGUAUCAAACUUUUUCAACGAAAAUUUUCAAAAACGUCCCAGGCAAAAGUUAUUUGAAAUUCAGAAAAAAAUGUUUCCCCAGUAUUGGUUUGAAUUGACUCAAGGAUUCUCCUUAUUAUUUUAUGGUGUAGGUUCGAAACGUAAUUUUUUGGAAGAGUUUGCCAUUGACUACUUGUCUCCGAAAAUCGCGUACUCGCAACUGGCUUAUGAGAAUGAAUUACAACAAAACAAACCUGUAAAUUCCAUCCCAUGCCUUAUUUUAAAUGGUUACAACCCUAGCUGUAACUAUCGUGACGUCUUCAAAGAGAUUACCGAUCUUUUGGUCCCCGCUGAGUUGACAAGAAGCGAAACUAAGUACUGGGGCAAUCAUGUGAUUUUGCAGAUCCAAAAGAUGAUUGAUUUCUACAAAAAUCAACCUUUAGAUAUCAAAUUAAUACUUGUAGUGCAUAAUCUGGAUGGUCCUAGCAUAAGGAAAAACACUUUUCAGACGAUGCUAAGCUUCCUCUCCGUCAUCAGACAAAUCGCCAUAGUCGCCUCUACAGACCACAUUUACGCUCCGCUCCUCUGGGACAACAUGAAGGCCCAAAACUACAACUUUGUCUUUCAUGAUAUUUCGAAUUUUGAACCGUCGACAGUCGAGUCUACGUUCCAAGAUGUGAUGAAGAUGGGUAAAAGCGAUACCAGCAGUGGUGCUGAAGGUGCGAAAUACGUCUUACAAUCACUUACUGUGAACUCCAAGAAGAUGUAUAAGUUGCUUAUUGAAACACAAAUGCAGAAUAUGGGGAAUCUAUCCGCUAACACAGGUCCUAAGCGUGGUACUCAAAGAACUGGAGUAGAACUUAAACUUUUCAACCAUCUCUGUGCCGCUGAUUUUAUUGCUUCUAAUGAGAUAGCUCUAAGGUCGAUGCUUAGAGAAUUCAUAGAACAUAAAAUGGCCAACAUAACUAAGAACAAUUCUGGAAUGGAAAUUAUUUGGGUACCCUACACGUAUGCGGAACUUGAAAAACUUCUGAAAACCGUUUUAAAUACUCUAUAA
Molecule: messenger RNA, 1863 nt
Organism: Saccharomyces cerevisiae S288C
Lineage: Eukaryota; Fungi; Ascomycota; Saccharomycetes; Saccharomycetales; Saccharomycetaceae
Gene: ORC2
Product: origin recognition complex subunit 2
Exons: 1
Coding region: 1-1863 (620 amino acids)
Biological process (GO): DNA replication
Cellular component (GO): nucleus; origin recognition complex; chromosome, telomeric region
Source: RefSeq, marked reviewed